CAAUUUUUAUAAAUUCUCAACCAACAUCACCGGUUCACCACCACCUCUUUGGUCUACAAAUCAUUGUAGCCAAGAAAAAGAAACUAGAAGACAGAGAAAGCUAUGGAGAAUGGACAGAGAAAAAGAAAAAGAAGGUGAAUGAAAAAAGUUAAAGUACGCUCAUCAGCACCCCAUUUUCUUUGUCUUUUCCCUGCUUUCCAUCUAAGCCCUUUGGCCCCUUUUCCACGUUAUCUUUUCCCUUGACACAAACUUAAAUCCUAGCUACUCUCUCUUUCUUCUUGCCCUUUCCCUUGCACGGAUAAAUCUAUAAGACCAUUACCCUUUUCUUGCUUGUAUGUUACUAAUCAUUGUUUAUGAGAUAGAGAUUCUCACAAUCUCGCCCAUUUAUUUCUCUAAGUUUGCUUGAUGUAGAUGCUCCAGUUAUGGUUUUGUAACUUCUUUGCUUGUUUCUACGUUUGUCUGAUGGUUCAAUUCUUUUGUUGUCAGUGGUAAGUAACAUUCUAUUAUUCAUAGAAUCAUAACCUAUUUUUAUUCUAUAAAAGUUACAUGCCAUAGAAGGAGAAAAUAGAAAAACAUGUUCAUAAUAUUUACUUAUGUCUAAGUAUAUAUAAUAAACUGCUCCAAAGUCCUAAGUCCUAAUUCAUAAGGUUUUCCCACCAUGGCUUCUCUAGGCAACCCAAAAAGUUGGGUUCCAUACAUGGACAACAAAGACUGUUCUCAAGGAUUUUGUAGCUUGUAUUGUCCACAGUGGUGUUAUGUUAUCUACCCUCCUCCUCCUCCCUUUGAAUUUCCUAACGAUGAUUCAAGUCCAAAUUUCUCCCCUCUAGUUAUUGCAGUAAUCGGGGUCUUGGCCAGUGCUUUUCUCCUGGUGAGUUACUACACCAUAAUAUCCAAGUUCUGUGGCAGCAGAGAAUCUUCACAAAGCGAAGACCACGAAGAAAACGUUGAAUUGGAAGAGGAUCACAACCCUUCACUCCACGAGCCUUGGCAUGCUCCCACUAUUGGCUUAGAUGAGGCCUUGAUCAAGUCCAUAACAGUUUGCAAGUACAAGAAAGGUGAAGGGUUGGUUGAGGUAACAGAUUGCCCCGUUUGUCUCAGCGAGUUUCAAGAUGAUGAAAGUGUUAGACUCUUACCUAAAUGCAGUCACGCUUUUCAUCUUCCGUGCAUUGACACGUGGCUCAAAUCUCACUCUAGUUGCCCUCUAUGCCGUGCUAGCAUAUUCACCUUCAACGCUGCAGCACUUCAUGUUGCUGCCCCCGUCAUGGAGCUUCCUUCAAGGAGCGAAACUUCUUCACAAAACCAACAUGCAGAUGAAAACGUGGCAACAAGGCAGAGUGAAUUGGAUGAUGCUGUGGAAGAAGUGUCACGUGGUGGAGAAGUUCCUAAGACUGCAUUGCGUGCUUUGAGUGAUCUAGGGAAUUUGAGAGGAAGGCAUAGUGUGAUUGAGAUUAGAGAUGGAGGGUAUGAUUCCAUUAGAAGGACGGUUUCUAUGGAUCAUUCGUUUCAAAGUGGUACUGGUCUUUCAGUUGGUGAUGUUCUGCAUGUGCAUCAAGAGCCAUCAAAGGGAUCAAAUUCAAGAGGUGAAAGUAGCAAGUCUAGCUAUAGAAGAAGGGUUUUGCAUUGUGUUUUGAGUCCAAUUGCAAUGAAGAGAUCAUUUUCAAGUGGAAGAUUCUCACUUAGCAGAAGUGGCAGAGGAAGGCAAGGGAUUUUGCCUGUCUGAGGAAUGGAAUGCCUUAAAUGUCUUUUCUUUACCUUAUUUUUGUCCUCUUACUUAUGUUGAUGAAGAUCAAGAGGUUGACCAAAUUUUUGAGUGAAGAUCUUAAAUAUGAAUGAAUCUUUAUAUGGCAUAUUAACCAGUGUGAUAUCAGUAGUAGCUGAAAAACAACUUUUUUUUUUUCAUGUAUAUCUUUUUUGGGUUUGUAUUUUGAUCAGUGAGUUAACAUUUUGGUAAAGAUCAAGUGCUGUCUCC
This is a messenger RNA of Cajanus cajan (pigeon pea), 1969 nucleotides long. Its product is annotated as E3 ubiquitin-protein ligase Os04g0590900. Gene Ontology annotation, biological process: protein ubiquitination. The record is from RefSeq and is a predicted model, not a curated record. NCBI's taxonomy places the organism in Eukaryota, Viridiplantae, Streptophyta, Magnoliopsida, Fabales, Fabaceae. Gene Ontology annotation, molecular function: transferase activity.